Hibiscus syriacus is the source of this 2298-nucleotide messenger RNA. RefSeq names its product pentatricopeptide repeat-containing protein At5g27110. The coding region runs from base 31 to 2133 and encodes 700 amino acids. Gene Ontology annotation, biological process: RNA modification. The record is from RefSeq and is a predicted model, not a curated record. The transcript has a single exon. Gene Ontology annotation, molecular function: protein binding; RNA binding. Lineage: Eukaryota; Viridiplantae; Streptophyta; Magnoliopsida; Malvales; Malvaceae.
CAUGUGAAAUCUUCUUAUAUCCAUUUUCAAAUGGACACCAUGAAACUUUUAUCCCUUCUUAAAACCUGCAUUAGUUCAAGGGCAUUGACAAAGGGUAAGCUCAUUCACCAGAAAAUCAUCGUAUCAGGCUUCCACAACAACCUGGCCAUAUGCAAAACCCUCAUCGAUUUUUACUUCUCUUGCCGUUUACAUCGCUCGGCUCGUCGUGUUUUUGACACCAUCGACAACCCAUUAGACAUUUCUUUAUGGAAUUCCCUCAUGGCUGCGUACACUAAGAGCUUCAUGUUCGUCGAGGCUCUCGAGCUCUUUGAUAAGUUAUGGAAACACCCUUUUCUGAAACCCAACGGUUUCACGUACCCGAGUUUGCUUAAGGCUUGUGGUGGAUUGGAGACCGUUGGGUAUGGUGAAAUGAUCCAUACCCAUUUGAUAAAAUUUGGGUUUUUAUCUGAUGUUGUUGUUGGAAGCUCUCUUGUCAGCAUGUAUGCCAAGUGCAAUAUGUUUGAGGAUGUUGCCAAGGUGUUUGAUGAAAUGCCUGAGAGAGACGUUGCCUGUUGGAACACUGUUAUUUCUUGUUAUUAUCAAGAUGGGAAAACGGAAAAGGCAUUGGAAUUGUUUCAGGAAAUGAGGGAGGCCGGAUUUGAGCCUAAUUUGGUGACGCUUACUAUUAUUAUCUCAUCGUGUGGGAGGCUUAUGGAUUUGGAAAGAGGGAAGGAGUUUCAUCGGGAAUUGGUCGAAAAGGGGCUUGUUUUGGAUGGUUUUCUUGGCUCUGCUCUUGUUGGAAUGUAUGGGAAAUGUGGUUGUAUAGAGAUGGCUAGGGUGGUUUUUGAGCAAAUACGAGAAAAGCGUGUGGUCACUUGGAAUACCAUGAUCUCGGGUUAUAGUUCAAUAGGUGAUAGCCAGUCAUGCAUUGAACUCUUUAAGAAGAUGAAUAUGGAAGGCAUUGAACCCUCUUUGACUACUUUAAGCUGCAUAAUAAUGGCUUGUUCCAGAUCAGCCCAACUUCGGUCUGGAAAAUUUAUACAUGGUUAUAUGAUAAGAAGCAUGAUAGAAACUGAUAUCUUUGUUAGCAAUUCCCUAAUUGAUCUAUACUUCAAAUGCGGAAAUAUAUAUUCAGCUGAAAAUAUCUUUAAGUUGAUGCCAAAGACAGAUGUAGUCACUUGGAAUGUCAUGAUUUCUGGAUAUGUCUCCAUCGGAAAAUGUUUCGAAGCUCUUGGCAUCUACACUAGCAUGGUAAAAGCCAGUGUACAUCCGGAUGCAGUAACAUUUACUAGUGUCUUAGCAGCUUGUACACAAUUGGCAGCCUUAGUAAAAGGGAAGGAGAUCCGUAAUUCAAUAAUUGAGAACAAGUUAGAAAGAAAUGUAGUAGUUAUGGGAACACUCCUAGACAUGUAUGCAAAAUGCGGUGCCGUAGACGAAGCGUAUAAAAUUUUCUGUGAUUUACCGGAGAGGGAUCUUGUGUCUUGGACUUCUAUGAUCACUGCUUAUGGAUCCCACGGCCAAGCUCAAGAGGCUUUGAAUCUUUUCGAUAAAAUGUUGCAAUCCAAUGCAAAACCAGAUGGAGUUGCUUUUCUUGCAGUUUUAUCUGCUUGUAGCCAUGGAGGCUUGGUUGAUGAAGGUUGUCAUUAUUUCAAUCAAAUGACCAGUGAGCAUAGUAUUAAACCUCAACGUGAACACUAUUCAUGCUUGAUCGAUCUUCUAGGACGUGCUGGCCGAUUACAUGAAGCAUACAAGAUUCUCCGAAGUACCCCGGAAACUAGAGAGGACGUUGAGUUGCUAAGCACACUAUUGUCGGCAUGCUGUUUGCAUCGGUGUUUAGAGCUGGGGGAGAAAAUUGCAGAAAUGCUAAUCGAGAAAGACCCGAAUGAUUCAUCAACCUAUAUCAUUUUGUCAAAUAUGUAUGCUUCAGCCAAGAAAUGGAGCAAAGUACGCGAAGUGAGAUUAAAGAUGAAAGAGCUGGGACUGAAAAAGAACCCCGGUUGCAGUUGGAUCGAGGUCGACCGGAGGAUCCGACCGUUUUUCGUAGAAGAUAACUCACACCCGGAAGCAAAGAUCAUGCAUGAAUGUCUAUCUAGUCUUAACAGAUACAUGGAAAAGGAUGUCAUGAUGGAAGCUCUCGAAUCAGGCAUAGACUAAGGUGUUAUUUGAUAAAACAGAAAAUCGAGCAUCUGGAAAUCAAGCAAAAUCACAAGGGAACAAUUGCCAUUUACCCAUCAUAUUGAGUUGUUCAAUGAGGUAAAACUUCAGCACCAUCAAGCAGAAAGUGAUGUGAGAAGCUGUGAACAUGCCUCGUUAUGUGUA